AUGGAUUCCAGUGAAUUUUCAGGAUCUUUGGACCCCCUGUCCUUGCCUGACAAACCACUUAUUGGCGAUCUCCCUGCUGACAUGGAGUUUGGGGAAGAUCUCCUGGGCUCCCAAACAGCUUCUACCCAGGAAGUUUCAGUUCUUCAGCCUCCUGACUGGGAUCAAUCCAAGCAGAUGACUGCAGAUGGGGACUUGGACCUUCUAGUGAAAGCAGACAACCUGUCUGAACUAAACAAAUCAAACGACCUUGUUCUAGAUAAACCUAGUGUCUUGGAUAUGCUGGAGAAACCUGAGGUCUUAGAUGACUUGAAUAAGACUGCUGACUUGAUGGAGCUAGAUAAAUCGGAGGGUCUGGAUGGGCUGUAUAAGGCACAUCCUUCCCAAGGUGUGGAGGAUGGACUGGUGGACUCCUCUGCCCUCUCUAGAGAAGCCCUUGUUCCAGAAACAUGGCAAGAAGGGGAAGAUGCACCAAAAAAUUAUUCUGGCGACCUAAAGGAAGAUGAUGCUGCUGCUAUUCCUGCACUGUCUGAUGACAACGCCCCUCAGUCACCCCAACAGCUCCUUCCUGAUUCCAGGGACCUCAGCAGUGCCCCAGCCUCGGAAGAAAUCACAGCACAAUCCUCAAGUCUGCCGGUGGUGCCCUCACAACUCAGUCUUAAACAGACAAAGAAGACAAGGUUGAAGGCACCAAGGAAAAGCUCACCCAUGCAGAGGGAAGGGCUAGCAGGGGAAGCAGAGGUGGAACUGAGCCCAGACAGCAGUACUGCAGCUUUGCCCCCUGAGCCCAGGGAGCAAAACCAGGCAAAGGAAGGGGAUGAUAGCAGGAACAAUUCACUUAAAGACAGUAGUGUACUGAAAGCACAGGAAGCCUCACCACCAGCAGGAGAAGGCCUGUCUGGGAAGGGAAGCGAGCUGCCAACUGAGAAGGAGCAGAAAAGAAGUGAACGAGCCAGAAGAUCAGAAACUGCCAGGCCUGAAACUGUGAACUCCUCUGAGAGCAUUCCAGUCUCUGAUGAAGACUCUGAUGCAAUGGUGGAUGAUCCCAAUGAUGAGGAUUUUGUUCCUUUUCGUACCCGGCGCUCAACUCGCAUGUCUUUACGCACUCAGAUGGCACAGCGGGCUGCCCGCUCUGCUGUCACCAAGAUGACUUGUGCCAACUGCCGAACCCCACUGCAGAAGGGCCAAACUGCCUACCAGCGUAAAGGGCUCCCUCAGCUCUUCUGCUCCAGCUCCUGUCUCACCACCUUCUCAAAAAAACCACCUGGCAAGAAGAUAUGCACCUUCUGUAAAAAGGAGAUCUGGAACACCAAGGACUCUGUGGUUGCCCAGAUUGGUUCAGGCGGCUCUUUCCAUGAGUUCUGUACCUCUGUCUGCCUCUCCCUCUAUGAGGCCCAGCAGCACAGACCAGCCCCUCAGUUUGCAGAUGCCUCUGACACCAGCCGCUGCAGCGUCUGCCACAAACCUGGCGAGGGAAACAAAUGCCUUAUCCAGCAUGAGGUCAGCAAUGGGAGCGUGGUUCACCGCAUCUGUAGCGAUGCCUGCUUCACCAAGUUCCGGGCCACCAAGGGGCUGAAAACUAACUGCUGUGACUACUGUGGACUUUACAUCUACAACAAGGGCUUGCCGCUGGAGUACCUCUUUCAUGAAGGCCAGCAAAAACGCUUCUGCAACUCUGCCUGUCUUAACAGUUACAAGAAGAAGAACACUCGAGUCUACCCGUGCAUGUGGUGCAAGACGCUGUGCAAGAACUUCGACAUGCUGCCCAACGUGGAUCGCAGUGGCAAAAUGGGGCUGUUCUGCUCCAUUUGCUGCACUACCUCCCACAAAGUGAAGCAGUCAGGCUUGGUUGGUCCCCCUAGACCCUGCAGCUUCUGCAGAAAGAGUUUAUCUGAACCCUGCUAUUACAACAAGACAGACCGGGUUGUCUACCAGUUCUGCAGCCCCAGCUGCUGGACCAAAUUCCAGCGCACUAGCCCGGAAGGUGGGAUCCACCUCAACUGCCAUUACUGCCACAAUCUUUUCAGUGGGAAGCCGGAGAUCCUAGACUGGCAGGACAAGGUGUAUCAGUUCUGCUGCAAGGACUGCUGCGAGGACUUCAAGCGGCUGCGUGGGGUGGUGUCUCAGUGUGAGCACUGCAAGCAGGAGAAGCUGCUGCACGAGAAGAUCCGCUUCUCUGGAGUGGAGAAGAACUUCUGCAGCGAAGGGUGUGUGCUUCUUUACAAACAGGAUUUCACCAAGAACCUGGGCCUGUGCUGCAUCACCUGCACCUACUGUUCUCAGACCUGCCAGCGGGCGGUCACCGAGCAGCUGGAGGGCAGCACCUGGGACUUCUGUAGUGAAGACUGCAAAAGCAAAUACUUGCUCUGGUACUUCAAGGCAGCUCGGUGCCAUGCCUGCAAGCGUCAGGGGAAGCUGCUGGAACCCAUCCACUGGCGGGGGCAAAUCAAACACUUCUGCAACCAGCAGUGUCUGCUGCGAUUUUACAAUCAACAGAACCAGCCCAACCUGGACACGCAGAAGGGGCCCGAGAGCCAACUGAACAGUCAGACUUCAGAGCCAAAACCACCUGCCCCUUCCCCACAGAAGGCAGAGACUAACAUGCUGUCAGCAAAGACCUCCUCAGCCCAGAUAUCUCCAGCCGUGCCACCUCCCGCACCCCCUCCAGUUCCAGCCACCCCUCGGAAAAACAAAGCUGCCAUGUGUAAACCUCUGAUGCAGAACCGAGGCAUUUCCUGCAAGAUAGAAAUGAAGUCCAAAGGAUGUCAGACAGACGCUGACUGGAAGCCCCAGGUGAUUGUGUUGCCAAUCCCCGUCCCGAUCUUUGUGCCUGUGCCUAUGCAUAUGUACUGCCAGAAAGUACCUGUGCCUUUCUCCAUGCCUGUCCCGGUGCCUGUGCCAAUGUUCCUGCCUACCACACUGGAAAGCACAGAUAAGAUUGUGGAGACCAUUGAGGAGCUGAAGGUGAAGAUCCCCUCCAAUCCCCUGGAGGCUGACAUCCUGGCCAUGGCCGAGAUGAUUGCAGAGGCUGAGGAACUGGACAAGGCCUCCUCAGACCUGUGCGACCUGGUGAGUAACCAGAGUGCAGAGGGUCUCCUGGAGGACUGUGAUCUGUUUGGACCAGCACGAGACGAUGUGUUGGCUAUGGCUGUCAAGAUGGCAAAUGUCCUCGAUGAGCCGGGCCAGGACCUGGAGGCUGACUUCCCUAAGAACCCUCUAGACAUCAACCCCAGUGUGGACUUCCUCUUUGACUGUGGGCUGGUGGGACCAGAUGAUGUGUCCACAGAGCAAGAUCUGCCUCGUGCUGUCCGAAAGGGGCAGAAGCGUCUGGUGCUCUCUGAAAGCUGUUCCCGGGACUCAAUGAGCAGCCAGCCCAGCUGCACGGUGCUGAACUACUCAUAUGGCGUGAAUGCCUGGAAGUCCUGGGUGCAAGCCAAGUAUGCAGGGGGAGAGACCAGCAAGGGAGAGGAGCUACGCUUUGGCCCCAAGCCCAUGAGGAUCAAGGAAGACAUCUUGGCCUGCACAGCAGCUGAGCUCAACUAUGGCCUGGCCCAGUUUGUCAAGGAAAUAACACGGCCCAAUGGGGAGCGCUACGAACCAGACAGCAUCUAUUACCUCUGCCUUGGCAUCCAGCAGUACCUGCUUGAGAACAAUCGUAUGGUGAAUAUAUUUACAGACCUUUACUACCUGACCUUUGUGCAGGAGCUGAACAAAUCCUUGAGCGGCUGGCAACCCACCAUCUUACCAAAUAACACAGUUUUCUCACGUGUCGAGGAGGAGCAUCUCUGGGAGUGCAAGCAACUGGGCGUUUACUCACCCUUCGUGCUCCUCAACACCCUCAUGUUCUUCAAUACCAAGUUCUUCGGGUUGCAGACAGCAGAGGAGCACAUGCAGCUUUCCUUCACCAACGUGGUGCGCCAGUCCCGCAAGUGCACCACGGCCCGUGGCCUGGCAAAGGUGGUGAGCAUCCGCUACUACGCUCCUGCCAAGCAGAAGAAAGGCCGAGAUGGCAGCUCUGGAAAGCGGAAGCGCGAGGAGGAGGUACCAAUGCUGGAGCAGCGGGAGAACAGGAUGAACCCACUCCGAUGCCCAGUCAAGUUCUAUGAGUUUUAUCUCUCCAAAUGUCGGCUCAGCGGCCUGGAGGAUGACAUGGACUAA
This is a messenger RNA of Tauraco erythrolophus (red-crested turaco), 4155 nucleotides long. Lineage: Eukaryota; Metazoa; Chordata; Aves; Musophagiformes; Musophagidae. The record is from RefSeq and is a predicted model, not a curated record.